AUGUUAAAUUCAAGAAGAUCAAGAAGAGUUGAUAGUCUUGGUAAAUCAUCAACACCUCCAGUUCUAUCUCUUAAUCAACAACAACAACAACAGAAUAAUAAUAAUAUAUUGCAAGAGCAACAACAUGUAACUUUUGAUACAAGUUAUAUUGAUAAUAAUGUAAAUAGAUCAACAAUAAAUAAUAAUAAUAAUAACAAUAGUAGUAGUAGUAAAACACCAUCACCAACCUUUUCACCUUCUUCAUCAUCAUCUUCCUCAAAUUCUAUAUUAUCUGAUCAAAUAUUAAUGGGAUCACCACCAAACUUUGAUAACAUUAAUAAUAAUAAUAAUAAUAACUCUUCUAGAUCAACAUUAAAUUCAUCAAACGAUAACAACUUAUUUAUUCAACAACAACAACAACAACAACAACUAUCACCAAUAGUAUCAAGUCCAAACAAAUUAUUAUCACCAAGAAAUAAUAAUAAUAAUCAAAAUAAUAAUAAUAAUAAUAAUGUACCAAUUAAUCCAAUGAAUCCAAAUACAGUAUCACCAAGAUCAAUGAGUACACCAAAUAUUCAUUCCAUCCCGUUACAUUCAUCACCAAGUUUAUUUGCUACACCAAGGCAUAAUCAAAGAGAAAUAUCUCUAUCUCCUUCUCAUAAACUUUGGACACCUUCAAAACAAUAUUUUAAUCGUAAUCCCAAUACUACUACUUUUAGUGGAUUACCACCAUCUUUGGAGAAUACUUCGACUACUUCGAAUACUGGUAACAGUAUUCAUACAUCACCAAAUAUUAUAAAGAAACAACAACAACAAACAACUAGAAAAGGAUCAUUGGGAAAUAUUUCUUUUACAAGUUUUAAAAUAUCAUUAAAAGAUCAACAACAACAAAAAGAUGAAGAAACAACAAUAACUGAAAGUGAAGAUGAUAUUGAAAUUGAAGAUAUUGAAGAGGAUAUUGAAUUUGAGGAAGAAGAAGAAUAUAGUGAUGAUUCAGACAAGGAAAUAUCAUCAAAAACCAAACCACCAUUAAAUAUACAAUUGGAUGUUGUUCAACAAACAACAAAUUUGUCAUCACGAUCUUCAUCACCCAAUUCAAUAUCACCAAAAGCAAUGAUUGGUCAACAACAACAACAAUUAAAUAUUUCACCACUUUUGGAAUCUGUACAAACAACAACAACUUUACCUUCCUCUUAUAAUACUCAUGCACCUCAAAUACAACAUCAACAUCGAACCAAAUCACAUUCAACUUUGGGUAUUGUAACUGGACCUCAAUCAAGUAGUAGUAGUACAACAUCAACCACCUCUGGUUUUAUUUCUCCAAGACGAUCAUCUUCUCAACAACCACCAUGGUCAAAAAAUGAAUCAUCUACCAAUAUAUUGGAUAUGAAAAAGAAAGGAGGAUCCUCCUCCUCCUCACAGUUGUUGGAAGACAAUGAGGAUAGUGUUCAACUUGGAAGUAGUGGUGAAUUUGAUGAAAAGACUAAAAAUCUAAAGGAUACUAGUACUAGUACUACUAAUAGACCACUUGUAGUACAUCCAAUACACCCAAGUUCAAGAAAUAGUGAUGGUUCAUAUAAAUCACAUAAACAUCCUUUAUCUCGUGUGAGUUCAGCUCCUGUCAUUCAAGGUCCCAUAUUCCAUACUCCACAAACUUCUUCACCAAUCAAUACAUCUCCCCAUACUUUAAAAAGAGGUGAUGUUGAACCUGUUGUACAAGUAGAAUCUGAAGAAACAAAGGAUCAAUAUUAUUUGAUUCCAAAGGAAAGAUAUAAUGAAUUUAUGGAAAUUAUGAAUUUACCUGAUAUUCAAUUGGCUUUAAAACAAAGACAAAUGAACUCUCAACCAAAUCCUGUAUCCCAACAAAACCCCGUACCCCAACAACCUCUGGUUUCUCAACUUCCUCCAACUCUACCAGUUGGUACUAAACCAAAAAUAUCAAAAUCAUCAAAUGUUAAUUUUGGAUCAUUAGAUUUGGAAUUUCAUUCACAUCGUAAAAAACCUUCUCAAGACAAUUUGCCUACUACAACACAACAACAACAAUCAACAGUUGAAAAUCCAAUACCAACAACACAAUUUAAAUCACAAGCACACCCACUUAUAUCUAGAAAAUCAACAUCUUAUCUAUUUGAAAAAACAAAACCAUUACAACAUUUACAUGACCGAUCGAAUCUACAUCUUGACCUUGGUUUAAAAUCACCUCUAUCAUCUCCAUCACCUUCGCCAAGAGAAAAAUUGGCAGAAAAGGAAUUGGAAAGUAUCAAUGAACGAAAAAAGGAAAGACCAUCGAGUAUUAGAAAGAGACAAGAUCCUAUGCUUUCUCCUGGAAGUAUAAUAUCUCCAUCGGUCACUCCUCGAUUAGGAAAGAAUAAUACCCGACUAGAAAAUCCAGCUUCACCAUCAUCAUUAUCACCAGAACAAAGAUUUCAUCAACAAUCACCAUCACCUCCUGCUGCUGCUACCACUCAAACCGCAACCUCUCCAAGAGGUACAAAAAAUUUCAUUGAUCAUUUGGAACAACCACCAACCCCACAACAAGCUCCACCAUACCCAAGAGGUAUAGUUAGAAAAUUAUCAACUACUGCUAUUCAUAAAUUAGUUAAUCUACCAAUAUCAUCAAAUACAACAUCAACUACAACAUCACAAUCAAUUUUAUUAUCACCAAGAAAAAUUCAAAUUCAAAAUAUUUUAGAUGACAAUCAAAAUAAUAUAGCAAUUCAUGAUAUAAUUGAACCAUCACAUGCAAAUUCUUUAAAUAUUUUGGCAGCAACAAAACAACAACAACAACAACAGAAAAAUGAUCAUUUUAUGAUAUCAAAUUUACCAUUUGAUAAUCAUUUUGUUGGACUUUCUGGUAUCGAUAUAUUUGAUGGUUCUGGUUCCUUUAUUAAAUUAAAUGAAUUGAAAACUAAAAUCAAAACAAAUGUUCAAAAUGAUGACCUCGGAGGAGGUGAAUCCCCCUCACUUUAUGGAUAUGAUCCAAAAACAAUUGAACGUACAAUUGAUCAAGUACCAAGAACUUGUGAUGAUAUGCAUCAAUGGUUGGCUCCAUUUUCAAAAGAUCAACCAAUUACAAUUACAAUUCUUUUUGAUCAUCCUUUAAUUAUUUCUUUAAUUAGAAUUUGGAAUUAUAAUAAAUCAAGAAUUUAUACAUAUAGAGGAAUUAAAAAUAUAGAAAUUAAAUUGGAUAAUAUAAUAAUAUUUAAAGGAUCAAUUAGAAAAGCACAAGGAACACUUCAUUCAUGUGAUGAAUGUGCAGAAUAUUUAGUAUUUACAAAUGAUGAAACAACACUACAAUCAAUUGAACAAAAUGAUCCCUAUUCACCAUCAAUUUAUCAACAACAAUUACAACAAGCAGAACUUUUAGAAGCAUUUAAUAAUAAUAACAAAUCUGAUAAUAAUAAUAAUAAUAAUAAUUCUACAACAUUUGAAUUGGAAGAAAAACAAAGUUGGACAGAAUUACAAGAACAUUAUAGUAAAGUACAACUUGAUAAAGAUGGUAGACCAAUGACAUCGGCUCUAAGUUUUAAUCCACUGAUGAUGAAACAAAUUUUACAUACUCCUUUGAUCAUUUCAACAACCAAUCAAAUUAAUAAUAAUAGCAAAUCUCAAAAUAUUCAAAAUUUAAUCUAUCCAAAAGGAAAAACUUUAAAGUUUAGAUUUCAAUCAACUUGGGGUGAUAGAUUUUAUCUUGGAUUGACAGGUAUUGAAAUAUUCGAUCAUAAUUAUCAAUUGAUCAGAGUUGGUAUUAAAAAUAUCAAUGCCUCUCCAAGAGAUAUUAAUCAAGCUGGUCAUACUGGAGAUUAUCGUACAUUGGACAAAUUGGUGGAUGGUGAAAACAUUACCAUCAAUGAUCAACACAUGUGGCUCAUUCCAUUUUCCUCACAACCAGAAGAUCCUACACUCACCAUUGACUUGGGUCAAAUUCAUAGUAUUAGUUGUAUCAGAGUUUAUAAUUACAACAAGAGUCACGAUGAUUCUUCUAGAGGUGCUAAAAAUGUAAUCAUUUCUCUUGACAAUAUUAAUCUAUCACCUGAUGGAUUUGUAUUUAGAAAAGGUCCUGGUACAAUUGAUUUUGAUUUUGGUCAAAUCAUCUCUUUUGCAAAUUUUGAUAAACAAAAAAUUAUUAUCGAUGAAAUCGAAAAUAGAAAAGAAAAUGAAAUUUUAAUUCCUCAAGAUUAUAAAUCUCCUUUUUUACCUUCUGGUUUUAUAUUUAAAAUGGUAAUAUUAUCAACACAUGGAGAUAAAACAAAAGUUGGAUUAAAUGGUAUUGAACUUUAUGAUUAUGAAGGAAAUUUAAUCAAAACGAAUAAUAAUAUUGUAGAUUUGAAUGAUCAAUAUAAUCCUACGAUUUAUCGAUUGUUGGAUGGAGUGAAUAAUAGUUUUGAUGAAAAUCACAUGUGGAUUACCAAUUUUAAUCAUCCAAUCUAUAAUAGUCUCAAUCCAAACAACAAUAAUGGUCGUAGUAAAAGUAAUCCUUUAAAUAGUAUUUGUAUAUAUUUUGAUCAUCCAAUCUCACUUGCCAUGUUGAAAAUAUGGAAUUUUAGUAAAUCAACAUCUCGAGGUGUUGAAGAUUUUGAAUUGAAAAUUAUCAAAUAA
Molecule: messenger RNA, 4578 nt
Organism: Cavenderia fasciculata
Lineage: Eukaryota; Evosea; Eumycetozoa; Acytosteliales; Cavenderiaceae
Exons: 6
Coding region: 1-4578 (1525 amino acids)
Source: RefSeq, a predicted model, not a curated record